Molecule: messenger RNA, 3726 nt
Organism: Anopheles maculipalpis
Lineage: Eukaryota; Metazoa; Arthropoda; Insecta; Diptera; Culicidae
Exons: 5
Coding region: 1-3726 (1241 amino acids)
Molecular function (GO): acyltransferase activity, transferring groups other than amino-acyl groups
Source: RefSeq, a predicted model, not a curated record
AUGGCGCCCUUGCCCUGGGUGCGGUGGAUCACACUGGGACUGGUCUGUCUGGCAGUUGUGGCACUGUUCGUGGGCGAAACGGAAGGCUUCCGGUUGCGGGAACAUGGUCAGGACGAGGGACUUACCGUGUUGAAGCGAAGGCUAACACCGCGCACGAAAGGGGACGCGUUGUGGAGCAGCGUGACACAAAAGCCUUGGUCGGUGAGAGAUGACGAUGAGGACGACGAUGACGAUGGCGAUGAGGAUGAAGACGACGAGGAGGACACGGAAACUGAGGAACAGGCCGCAAUCCGCAAAGCCACCCAGGAGCGGCUGCUGCGUGCCCGGCGUCUAGUGAAAGGCCGCGACACACGGCCCAAACCGGCCGACACCAAGCGUAGAGCGACCGGUGACGUCGUCGACGACGACGAUGAUGAUGACGAGAAGGAGGAGGACGACGACGACGACGACGAUGAAGCCGAGCCAAGGUCUAUUUUUAACCUGUUCGGUUUGCUUGGCUCGAAACAACGAAAAAGUGACGACGAAGGUAACACUAAACCAACGGCAGCGACCGAUGACGCCGGUAACGAUGACGACGACGACGACGACGACGACGAGGACGUUGACGAGAAACCCGUACGCAAGUACUCCGCGAAUGUGAACGAAAAACGGAAAGAGUUUAGGAGCAGCAAACCCACCAAAAAGGAUGGACCCGUGGCGGGACAGGUUAGCAAGGAGGAGCCGGACGCUAGUUGGCUGGAUGAGCUGAAGCAAGCGUUUGAGUCGAUCGUAAAGCUGAAAACAGACAAGGAAGACCGGGAACAGAAGGCGAAGGAGGAACAGGAUGUGGGCGGUUUCGUACGGUGGCUUCAAUCGCUAGCGUCCCGCGAGCCGGCAGCGGAACCAGACACCGAGCCAAAGGAGAAGGAAAACCCGAUCAUUAAUCUGCUCGCCAGCUGGCUACAGUCGGCCGAGGGCGGUGACUCGAACGAGGAGAUCCGCUUCCGUCCCAUCGGUGCGUAUGCCGAUGAUGACGAUGAUGACGAUCCCAGCGACCGCAGGAAGCGUAAACCGCCCACCAAAGCGCCACCCGACUCGAAGCUGGUCCAGCUGCUCAAUCACAGCCCAAUCGCGUCGCUGUUCAGUGCGGAGGACCUGCCGGCCGAGUCACCGAUCGAAACGGGACGCAAGCGUCCGAAGCAACCUGCCCCAGGGGUGCGUGGGCCAGCCCGUGUGGUGAAGCAACGCAUCGCCAUCUCGCCGGAGGACUUCGAGCAGCUGUUGCUGCGUGUGCCUUCCUUCGUGCCGGACUACUCGCUGGUGCAGGGUGCAGAGUGUCGCCGGCAGGGCGAGAUAUUCGAACGACAGCUGCGCGGCAAGCGGCUCUGGGCGCUCCAGAUGAUCGAUGCGAGCGCACGGUUUGCGUCCGGUUUGCUGCGUGGCAAUGCGAACCAGCUCGGCGAUUUUGAUCUCUGCACCGGCAUCGCGACACGGGUGCGUGUGCGCGAGGACGAGCUGGUACGGAUGCGGGGCAAGUACUGUCUAGCGCAUGUGGACGUGGUGGCGGAGGAUGCUGAGCUGCGGCUACCGGUUCAUCUGCUGCAGGGUGGCGGGUUUGUCAAGAGUACGCUCAACGAUCCGGAUCACUUCCUGCCACGGUUUACCACGAUCAACUGGGGCAUCUGUCUGCCGGCGGCGUGCUCGUACGAAGAUGCGGGCAGCAUAGUGCAGCACUUUGUGCGCCCGUACAACUCCACCGGCAUUAAGCUGUUUCUGGAGCUGGAAGAAGCCAACUGUCACGUGCGCCAGGUCCGCACCUGGUCACGGCUGCUGAAAGACCACUGGCAGCUUGUGGCCGUGUUCGCUUUCUACACCUUCGUGGCCGUAGUGACACUGGUCGCGACACUCAACGAUUAUGAAAUCUUCAUCAAGAUUGAACCACCCUCGACGCAGGACUCACCACUCGAUCCGCCCGAGCGACGCACCACCAACAUCUUCCACCAGACGCUGAUGGCGUUCUCGCUGAAGCAAACACUACCCCAGCUGUUCGGUACGGGUGCCGACGAACUGCACCAUCUGCCCUGCCUGCACGGUCUGAAGGCACUCGCCAGUGGUGCACUGUUUCUCGCGCUACGACUCGUACCGCUCGGCUUCCAGCCAUUCACCAACCGGAACGAGUUCACGGACAGCUUCAACGCACCGUGGAGUGUUGCCGUGCGGUUGCUGAUGCUGUACGCGGACGUGUUCCUGGUGGUGAGCGGCUUCCUCGCCGCCUACCAUAUGGUGCGCGAGUAUCGUGAGCGUGCGCGUGUACCCUGGUUCAAGCGCAUCGCGGGCCGUUACCUCAGGCUAGCGUUUCCACUUGUGCCGGUGCUGGUGUUCUAUGCGUGGGUGUGGGAACAUCUCGGCAGUGGACCACAGUGGGGUGAUGUCGUCACCAAGAAUGCGAACCUCUGCAAGCAUGGCUACCUGAGCAAUCUGCUCUUCAUGCACAACUGGUACCCAAUCGAGGAAACUUGUGCACCGCAUACCUUCCAGCUGGCGAUUGAGAUGCAGCUGAGCGUUCUGGCCCCCUUCCUGAUGAUCGUUCUCGUCCGGAGCCCAUUCUACGGUACAUCCGCGUACGUGCUACUGAGUGCACUGUCCACGGCGAUACGGUUCGCCUCUACCACCGAGGAUCGGCUAACACCGUACGUGUUUCAUGGCGUCCGUCUAACGCAGCUGUAUCGCACCCUAAACCUAUCCUUCGCCGAGACACUGCACCGGCUCACACCUUAUCUUGCUGGGUUCGGGCUGGGUUACCUGCUCCAGGAAACGGGCAAACCUCGCCAGGAGCGUGGUGUACGGUACGCUGGCUGGCUUGGUGCUGCCAUCGCGCUGCUGUGGUGCGUCUGCUUCCCGCUCGACAUUGUCCGGAAGGACUUCCGGUACGAGCCCGGCGAUGCGGCCCAGUUUGCUGCACUCGCUCCACUCUCCUGGUCGCUUGGACUCUGCUGGAUCAUCUACUACUGCGUGACGGAAGAGCAGAGUCUCCUUAACCGGCUGCUAAGCUCCCGACCGCUGGUAUGUCUCGGUCGGCUAACCUACUCCCUGACGUUGGUUCAGUUUCUGGUGUUUUUCUACUUCGCCGGCUCAAUACGCGGUAGUGAAGUGUUUAGCUUCACCGGGUACGUGAACCGUACCGAGGUGUGUCUAGCGCUGGUGGCAUCGCUCAUCCUCACGCUGCUGUUCGAUCUGCCCAUCCAGAACGUGAAGCGCCUGCUCGACCAAACCGGUGUGUUUGAUCGUCUUGAAACGCCGGUAACACCGGCACCCGUUACCGAACCUGCACCUGAAGCCCAACCGUUUUCGGGCGACGCGUCCGAACCGGUUGGUGAGCCGGUAAAGGUAGAGCCUGCCCCAGAGCAGUCCGAUUUUGUCAGCCCGUUCGAUGAUCAGGAUGAGGAGGAUAGCGGGAUUUGGCUGCGCAAGCGUACCACCGACACCGCCCGUGAGCCUACCAGCGUCGAUUUUUGGGCUGAUGAAUUGAGGAGCGAAGCUGUGAAGGAAGUAUCAACAGAGGAAGCGGUGGAAGAUGUGGUACCGGAACCGACCGCUACCGAACCGGCGCAGGAAGAAGAAGAGGAGGAGGAAGAGGAGGAGGAGGAAGAAGAGGAGGAGGAGGAAGAGGAGGAGGAAGAGAUCGAUGAGGAGAAGGAAGUGAAGCGGCGACCAGCCACAAACGGUGCGAACUGGUCCCAUUUCUAG